Molecule: messenger RNA, 690 nt
Organism: Boeremia exigua
Lineage: Eukaryota; Fungi; Ascomycota; Dothideomycetes; Pleosporales; Didymellaceae
Product: marvel domain-containing protein
Exons: 3
Coding region: 138-614 (158 amino acids)
Cellular component (GO): membrane
Source: RefSeq, a predicted model, not a curated record
GGCGCGUGAUGGGUGACUGACUUCACAUUCAGCCCAACCUCUCUUGACAGCGAAGUCUUCAAAAGGCAUAUUCGCAACAAAUCCCAUCUAAAUCCUACCAAUCCUCCGCCACAUCAAACCAAUCACAACUUACAACAAUGGUCGCUCCAGCCAUCGUGUUGGGCAUCCGGGGCGUGCAGCUGGUCUUCGCCAUCAUCGUCUUGGGCCUCACAGCUUACCUCGUCGACCAAUAUACCAACCCAUGGGCAUCAUGGUCUCCUCACAGCCUCAACUUCAUGCUCUUCACCUCAGUAUGGACUCUGCUUGCGGUCGCAUAUUUGACUCUCACACCCACGCGCUUCCCUCGUGCUGCUCACAAGUUCGCGAUCGCGGCUGUUGAAUUCCUGACCAUGCUCUUCUGGUUCGCAUCCUUCAUCGCCGUGGCUGUGCUGUGGCGCGAGAGCUACCGCGGCUGGUGGGGCCACGGCACCUUCCACAACAGCGGUGUUGCUGCGAUCGUAUUUGGAGCUUUCCUCUGGCUGCUUUUCCUUGCCACCACCGUGCUCUCUGCUCUCCACAUCCGCAACUCGUCUCGCAACGACACUUCUCCCCCACCUGACAUGGCUGGCGUCUAAGCUAGUAUUUCCAGAACUACCUUGGACUGAUCAACUCGAUACCCGGACAAAUUGUAUUCAGCGUGGCGUUGUCUGA